GGCCCUCGGUUGCUAAGAGGCAGAGAACGCCUGAUUGAACGCUAGAAAUACAACGCAGGUAAAAAGAGAUGCCUCACACCUGUGUCGUCACUUGCGCGCAGUUUAACGAAUCUACAUUAGUCAUUUCUGAAUAUUUCUGCUCGGGGGCGCUACGACAGAAAAGCAUGCUUACAAAAGACGGUUUGUGACUUUUAACGGUUAACGUUAUUCCACCCCCCCCCACCCUCUGGCUAACAAUGGCCGCCGAGUAUACUGAAGAGGCGAUUCUGGACUUUGUGAAGGAGAACGGGGGCAGAGUGAAAAACACGGACUUAAUUGAGCAUUUCAAAGUCGUGUUCCCGGAGGACCCGGAGAAGAAAACGGCCGCCCGCGUGGCCUUUAAAAGCCACGUUGACCACAUUGCGUAUGUGAAAACCGAGAGCGGAGUUAAAUACGUCUGUCUGAGAAAAAAGUUCCGCGGGUCAGAGGAGGAGAGUGGCACGGAGAGGGAUUUAAACCAAGAGAGGCUCAUUAAGCCGUAUAAUCCAGACCGAGCAUGCGGCGGAGACGCAGCAGGCGGGGAGGCGCAGCGGCAAACCCUACCUGGCUCAGGUUACGGAAGCGACAGCCAGGUGAGGGUUCCGCAUGCUUUCUCCGCUGCUAAAACUAUUUCCCCGGACGAAACCGACGACGGGAGUCGGCGUCAUGAGUCCGUCUGUGUAGUGGAAGAGGCGGACGGCCACUCGGGGGAGAUGGGAAACCGAGGAAGCCUCCGCAGGGAGCAGAGGGAGUCCAAGAAGGAGCGUGUUGGGAAAGCUCCUCCGAGUCCUCGCAUACAAGAGGUUGCCGUCACCGAGGCUUCGCCUCUCCCCGCGGCAGAGGGAUCGGCGUUCAACCUGCCCGGGCCUGCACAAACUGGUCCCACAGGAUUACCGGAGCAGGCAGCCGGACCCAGUCCCGGAGACACACCUGUCACCGAGUCUCUCUCACGAGAAGAAGCAGGGCAGGUUCCAAACUCUGAAGAGGAUACACCCAAACGCGGUUUGUCCGGGAGUGAAGGAAGACCCUUCCCGCAGGUGAGGCGCAGCGGUGUGUUCCGCAGCUCAGCGUGGAUGUCCUCCCGAAACGACAGCGACGCCGCCUCCGUGGUCUCCUCCAACCCGGACGACGACAGGGCCUCGGCCGCUCUGGACCCGCUGGAACACGAGUGGAUGCUGUGCGCUUCGGACGGCGAGUGGGCCAGCUUAUACCAGCUCCUCGCCGCCGAGCCCAGCCUCGUCCUGAGGAAGGAUUUCGUCACGGGCUUCACGUGCCUGCACUGGGCGGCCAAGCUGGGCAAGCCGGAGCUCAUCGCGCUCCUCGUCAACUUUGCCAAACGGCACGGCGUCCCCGCGAGCGUCGACGUCCGCUCGAGCAGCGGCUACACGCCGUUGCACGUCGCCGCCAUGCACGGCCACGUGGAGGUGGUGAAGCUGCUGGUGGGCGCCUACAGCGCAGACGUGGACGCCCGAGACUACAGCGGGAGGAAGGCCUGCCACUACCUCACGGACAACGUGAGCGGGGACAUACGGGACAUCGUCGGCGCGCUCGAGCGCGCCGAGGACGAAGGCCCCAGGGACGCAGGAAGACGCUGGAGCGUCUCCAGGGUUCUCCAGUCUCACCUGAAGCCACUGGGCGACUCUGUGGACGGGGCGGCGGCCCCCAGAGAGAAACCCCUCAGGAGGAAGUCCUCGCUUUACAGGAUGAAGCCCAAGCUGCAGAAGCUCCGCUCGAGGACGUCCCAAAUCGUCCACAGCACGUCGUUCCGGGGCGCGGAGGAGCUGGACGGGUCCGCGAACGCUUCCUUUAAGUCCAGACCCAAGACGUAUUUCUUUGGGUGAGCUCAUCGUUAUAGAGCUAAACGCCAGCGCCACACGGAUGCAGAAUUCUGCCGAUUUUUUUUUUCUGUAGAUUUUAAACAAAUUAAAUAAAAAUAAUAUAAACUAGCAGAACAGUCUGCAUUUUCUGCAGAAUUUUUCCGCAGAUUUGAAACAAUUAAAAGUGGAAAUAAAACUAACAGACCCACUCGCCGUUUAAAAAUAAAUAAAAGUUCGCUAAAUUCAACAGAUUUUAUUCUGAAAACUGUAAAGCAAAUAAAAAGAAUCCCCAGAUUCUGUUUGCGUCAGUUAAUCUCAACUAUUGUCGAUAAUCAAUUUUAUUUAUUUUUUUUUGAAAGAAAAAAAGGUAACCUACAGGACAUCAGACGUACUUAUUACGGACACUGCACCACAGUGCAACGCCCGACGCAAGUGUCAAUUUCCCGCCCAGCACCCGUGACUAGGAUAAGCGCGUGUUUGACAGGGUGGGGGGCGUGGCAUCACGAUGGUGGCUCUCCAUCACGAUGAUAUCGUCCAUUGGCACAACCCUAAUAGGAUAUGGAGCAGGGGACUGACAGCGACAUAACCAAUCCCACUAGGCCAGACGCUCCAUUUGGCACCAACUGCGGUGUUUAAUUUGAAAUGAAUGUAGCCUGCUGGCAGUCUGGCACACGUGGGUGCUCAGUAUUUUCGCCUAUGGGCGCGAGUGUAUGUAAGCCCUAUCUUAAAUCUGUAGAUGAAAAGUUUGUAAUGGCUGAGCUAAAAGUUUUGUAUAUUUUUUUUUUUUUCCAUCUCAGGUAUUGAAACCCAUGAUACGCUGCUUAAAGAAAAUAUACACCAGGUUUUUGUGGAACAGAAACUGCUGGCUGCAUCUCAUUGUAAUUCAGUUACAAUUACUUUUCUACAGUUACAUUCUUUGUAUCUAUGUAAAUGAUUUACCCUAUAUUCUUUUCUUUACGACGAUGGCACCUUGUUUACUGCAUCUUUGCACAUCAGAACAAGCUCUUAGAUUUCCAUUUGUUACAUAAUUUAGCUAUGUAUGAAAUACUAGAGCUCAAGUGUAGUAAAUGUUUCCUGGGUUCACGGGGCCAUUUUUAAUGAUCUGAUUAAAUAAAUUCUACUCCACGUCA
Messenger RNA from Perca flavescens (yellow perch), 2965 nucleotides. Its product is annotated as ankyrin repeat domain-containing protein SOWAHC. NCBI's taxonomy places the organism in Eukaryota, Metazoa, Chordata, Actinopteri, Perciformes, Percidae. Gene Ontology annotation, molecular function: protein binding. The record is from RefSeq and is a predicted model, not a curated record. Bases 237 to 1859 code for a protein of 540 amino acids. The transcript has 2 exons.